CUCGCGCCGUCAACAACUGGAUCCCAGCUAUUUGUAUUUUCACUGCUAGCCUGCUAACGAUGAUUCAUAGCGCCCGUAAAAAAACGAGUUAGCCAUUCUGGAUGGAUGUUUAUUCAUUUCUGUUUGCCUGAAGCACCCUCCAUCGACAGCUCGUGCCGAUGUGCAGUCAGUGCGCGCGGAAGGACCGAGCAGAGCGGAGAGAUCGCCGUGCACACCGUCCGUUAGCCGCCUGUGAGACCAGCUAACACUGCUAGCACCGUAAUACAGAGCUCGUUAGCUGGCUGGCUGACAGCUGGUGCGGUUAGCUACGUGCCUUCAACAGUAGCGUAGCUGAGAUUUACUCCCCGGAACAAUGAAUUGUCUCUGACAUUGAGAGGACUGAGGCCCAGUUGGUUGUCACAUUGGAGUAACCAGAGCCCAGAACUAGCAACGGUGGGUCCUGGUUGACUUUACGGUGGUGCCAUUGAAGAUAAGGGGGUGAGCCGUCAGUCAACUUGCCCAUGCACCCCUGGUUUUGACCUGCUACAGCUGCCAAUAUGAUGCCGAUGAUAUUGACGGUGUACCUCAGCGAUGGGGAACAGGCCGUGACUGAGGUGCCCAUCACCCCUGAGACGACGUGCCGCGAUGUCGUCGAGUUCUGCAAAGAGCCCGGCGAGACCGGCUGCCACCUGGCUGAGGUCUGGAGAGGCAACGAGCGAGCGAUCCCCUUCGAACACAUGAUGUAUGAACAUCUGCAGAAAUGGGGGCCUCGGAAACAAGAAGUCAAGUUCUUCCUCCGGCAUGAAGAUUCACCAACUGAGAGCAGCGAUCAAGGGAGUCAGCAGUCUCAGGAUCAGACGAGUCGCAGAAGUGGAAACACUGGAGAGAAGCACAAUGAGAACGGGGUGGGGAAUCAGCGUGUGGAGCUCACGCUGUCAGAGCUGCAGGAGAUGGCCACGCGGCAGCAGCAGCAAAUCGAGGCUCAGCAGCAGAUGCUCGUCGCAAAGGAGCAACGGUUGCGUUACCUGAAGCAGCAGGAGCGGCGUCAGCAGCAAAGCGUUUCAGAGAGCGAGAAGCUGCAGAGGCUGAAGGAGCGCGUGGAGAGCCAGGAGGCGAAGCUCAAGAAGAUUCGGGCGAUGAGAGGGCAGGUGGACUACAGCAAGGUCAUCAAUGGCAACCUGUCAGCAGAGAUCGAGCAAGUCAGCGGCCUGUUCCAGGAGAAGCAGGCCGAGUUACAGUCAGCAGUGUUGAGGGUGGAGCAGCUCAGCCUGCAGCUGGAGGACCUGCGGAGGGGAAAACUCAACGGCAUACAGACCGCUUUGGGUGGCCAAGUAACCGGAGCUGCAGCCCUAGAGCUCCGUAAACUCUACCAAGAGCUUCAGAUUAGGAACAAGUUGAACCAGGAGCAAAACAGCAAGCUGCAGCAACAGAAGGAGCUUCUCAACAAACGCAACAUGGAGGUGACGCUCAUGGACAAACGCAUCAGCGAGCUGCGGGAGCGCCUCUACAAGAAAAAAGCUGAGGCACGUCAAAAAGAAAACCUUCCUCUGAACAGAGCCAACGGGCCUCCCUCUCCUCAGCCAGCUCCUGGUACUCUGGGCCGUGUUGCUGCUGUGGGGCCAUACAUCCAGGUCCCUGUACCGGGCCGACAGGAAGGCUACACCAUACCACCUGAUCCACUGAAGCCUCAGACUUUGGGUGUUAAUAACCAAGCCAACCAGGCCCGCACCACCAAGUCAGACGGUGUGCGAAAGCCUCCCGGCCCUUGGAAAGUGUCAGAUUUAGACAUCGUUGUGGACCCGGUACCCCCGUCCCUUCCAGAAUCACACCCAGGCACCGGAGCCUCCACUGGCUCCGACGGCACGUCCCCUAAUGAUACUGGUUGGCCUACUUUAGGCAAGACCAGCACAUCGCUAAAGCCUCCUGAGAGACGAGACUCAGGGACUGAUACCCAGGGCAAGAGCCCUCCCUCAGGCUCCCCCAUCGCUCCAAGUGCAGAAAAGGUGCUAGACUCCAAAAUGGUUGUGUCCUCCCCAGCCAUAUCCAAGCCACAGCCGCCUCCCUAUGGCUCCCACCUCACCUCCGCAACCUCGGCCAGCUCUUUGGAGCGGCGCAAGGAUGCGCCUCCUCCACCUCGCCCGCUUCCAAACCCACCAGCUCCUGUGUGGCCCCGCGUCCCCCCGUCCACAGGAUCGUCCUCCCAGCAGAUCCAGCAGCGAAUCUCGGUGCCGCCAAGUCCCACCUUCCAGCCUAAUGCACCGCUUUUCCCUCCUGGGCUGAGCGAGCGACUGGAUCCCCCACCAGCUGUGGCAGUACGCCCCUUUAUGCCAGACAGAGGAUCGCGGCCUCAGUCGCCUCGAAAGGGCCCGCCCACAGUGAACUCCAGCUCCAUCUAUCACAUGUACCUCCAGCAGGCAGCGCCAAAGAGCCAGCCACUCAAGCCUGCUCUCAAAGCAGUAUAUGGGAAGCCUGUUCUCCCGCCCAGCUCGACACCUCCCUCGCCUCUGCCUUUUGUCCAAGCAGGAGGGGCCUUCCCAUUGCUCCAAGGCCACUCCGGUGGUGAGGACACUUUGGACGGAGAGUUUGAUGAUCAUGAGUUCUUCCAGCACCCGGAGCCCUUAGCACCUCCUCCCAGCGUGGAGAACAUCCCACGACCACUCAGCCCUACUAAGCUUACACCCAUGGUACACUCCCCGCUGCGCUACCAAAGUGACGCCGAUCUGGAGGUGCUCCGGAAAAAGCUGGCCAACGCUCCAAGACCGCUCAAGAAGCGCAGCUCCAUCACAGAACCAGAGGGCCCCAGCGGACCCAACAUCCAGAAACUGCUCUACCAGAGAUUCAACACUCUCGCAGGAGGCAUCGAGGGGAAUGGAGUCAGUGGAUCAGGGGGCGGCAACGGUGCAGGAAAUGGAACACCAUUUUAUCAGCCCACCAAUCCUCCUGCAUAUCUGGGAGGCGACGCUGCGGCCGAUACGGACAAUGGAAACCUUCCCUCUGAGACGCCGCUACCACCACCACCAGGGGCAGAGGAGGCAGGCUCUGAGGCUCCGCCUCCAUCUACCGACGCUAAUGACAACGAUCCACUGCCCUCGCCACCAGAGCUGGAUCCUGCUGAAGCAGAUGAAGCAGAGGACGACAACAAUAACAACGUGGGAGGCUCUGAGGCGUCGUUGCCCAGCCCUGUGCUAGAGGUGACCACUCCAGAAGAGAGCGGCACAGCGGCCUCACAGCCCCUGGAGAAGCGCACAAACCUGAAGAAACCAAACUCUGAGCGCACUGGUCACGGCUUCAGGGUGAAGUUCAACCCUCUGGCCCUCCUGCUGGAUGCCUCACUGGAGGGAGAGUUUGACCUCGUCCAGAGGAUCAUCUAUGAGGUGGAGAAUCCCAGCACUCCCAAUGACGAGGGCAUCACGCCCCUCCACAAUGCAGUGUGUGCGGGACAUCACCACAUAGUCAAGUUCCUGCUGGAUUUCGGUGUGAACGUUAACGCUGCCGACAGUGAUGGAUGGACUCCACUUCACUGUGCCGCGUCCUGCAACAGCGUUCAUCUCUGCAAGUUGCUGGUGGAGUCAGGGGCCGCCAUCUUUGCCAGCACCAUUAGUGAUGUGGAGACUGCUGCAGAUAAAUGCGAGGAAAUGGAAGAGGGUUACAUCCAGUGCUCCCAGUUUCUAUACGGUGUUCAAGAGAAAUUGGGCGUAAUGAACAAGGGGACAGUGUACGCUCUGUGGGAUUACAAACCCCAGAACCAAGACGAGCUGGCGUUCGGCGAGGGGGACGCCAUCACCAUCCUGCGACGACAGGACGACAGUGAAACAGAGUGGUGGUGGGCGCGACUGGAAGACAACGAGGGCUACGUGCCCCGCAACCUGCUGGGGCUCUAUCCUAGGAUCAAGCCUCGUCAGCGCUCGCUGGCAUAGUGUCUCACUCCGCUGACCUCUGGCGAACAGCUGGACUAGUGACAAAACCAAGAGCAGAGAACAAAGGAGCCUGGUGCUCUGUCUCUUCUCCCCGUGGCCAUAACCUCCCCCCGGCCUCGUGCUUCUCACAAAUUCCUUUUUCUCUGAAGCAGCAGGCACCGAACUCUGACACACAUAUUUACAUCUGCACACACACAUAGACGCACACGCAAUGAAACACAAGCACUCCAAAUGCGAAGAUCUCUUAAACCACCCCAUCCUAACCCCCCCUUCCCCUCCUCUCCCCACUCUAUCAUUGUCCCAACUUGAUUUUACCCUGACUCAGUGUCAGCUCUGUAUCAGACAUCAACUUGAAGAAUAAAACACUAACCCUUGUCUCAGUA
This is a messenger RNA of Epinephelus moara (kelp grouper), 4279 nucleotides long. RefSeq names its product protein phosphatase 1, regulatory subunit 13Bb (gene ppp1r13bb). The coding region runs from base 537 to 3896 and encodes 1119 amino acids. Gene Ontology annotation, molecular function: transcription factor binding; p53 binding. Gene Ontology annotation, cellular component: nucleus. The transcript is spliced from 19 exons. Gene Ontology annotation, biological process: apoptotic process; regulation of apoptotic process; negative regulation of cell cycle. The record is from RefSeq and is a predicted model, not a curated record. NCBI's taxonomy places the organism in Eukaryota, Metazoa, Chordata, Actinopteri, Perciformes, Serranidae.